Molecule: messenger RNA, 1257 nt
Organism: Dentiscutata erythropus
Lineage: Eukaryota; Fungi; Glomeromycota; Glomeromycetes; Diversisporales; Gigasporaceae
Source: the annotation of a GenBank genome assembly
AUGUCAAACACUGUGAAUGAAUUAUUUGAAAAGAUUAUUAAUGAAGAAAGUCAAAUUAUACAUAAAUUUGCACAAGAAUUAGCUCAAGGGCUAUCAUUUUUACAUAAUGACAUAAAUAUUGGUAGUGGUGAUUUUUAUAAAGAGCAAGCUGUGAUAGUCGCAAAUUUCAAUAAACUAAGCAAUUCUGAUCAAGCAACAACAAUACUACGACCUCAGAAGGAAAAAAGUGGUCAGAAUGGAGAAAAUUUAUGUGAACAAAAUAUAGUUUUUAAUGCUAUGAAAAAAGAAGAGAAAACUUCGAAGAGAAAACUUCGAUUGAUUUGGGGAAAAAAUACUAAUAUAGUUGAAACCGACAUAGUUACAAAAGAGUUACAUUGUAUUACUGAUGGCGAUGUUUACAAUGAUAUCCAAUUUUCCGUCCUUAAACUUGCCAUUAAAGGUAGUAAUAAGACAAAUUCGCGGAAUGUUACUGAUUUCACAGAAGUUACAAAGUUUAUUUCCGUUCAUCAAAAUAUUUCUUCAAAAGAUACCAUUGACCACAUAUUUAACUCACAACAAAUACAAGCAUAUGCGGUAGGAAUUGAUUUUCAGCAAGAUUGUUUAAUACCAUGUAUUAUUUUCUGGGUUGCUGAACAUUUGAAUGGGACGGUAAUGGAACAACUUUCAGCUUUAUUUCAGAAUGAGUUCGAAAUUAUAGACGAAGUUGUGAAACCAAUGGAAACAGAUGUGAAUGCUCAACACAGUUACGCUAAAGGAAUCGUUAUAACAUCUACAGCGUCGGCUGUUAACAAAAAUAACCACACAAUUUUCCAGAACUUUAGUAUAACCACACGUAUCUGGGCAAAAGUCACUCCAGAUUGUAAAAUGGGAACUAUGCUUAGCAAUCACUGGAAAGAACUUCACGAACUGGGAUCUGCUUACUUUCUCGACUCCGUUAAGGUUAGGGUUUCUCUAAUUCCGCACGAAAACGUUAGUGGUACAUCCUGCAUGAUUGUGCCAAAUGUUGCUUUUACACAGCCACAAACAAUUCAUGAAACAAAUUCAGGAGUUGAAGGGCAAGUAAGCGGAGUUUUGAGAACAAUACCUACAAUUGGAAUUCAACGACUAUUGCGCAAAGAACGCCACUGGUAUAAAAUUAAAUACUCACGAGUGGGAGAUGAUCUUACUGUUACCUUGGGAGGUGAUAACAAUCUUUUCCCUCCAACAGAUCUUCGAGGAAAUUUUAUGGAAAAUUGUGGAUCUUUACAGAAAGAAUAA